This is a messenger RNA of Drosophila elegans, 374 nucleotides long. Its product is annotated as decreased expression in renal and prostate cancer protein. The record is from RefSeq and is a predicted model, not a curated record. Lineage: Eukaryota; Metazoa; Arthropoda; Insecta; Diptera; Drosophilidae. The transcript is spliced from 2 exons. The coding region runs from base 42 to 224 and encodes 60 amino acids.
AAAUAGAACGAGCAACAGUUAACAUCCGAACAACUGGCAAGAUGCAUCUGAAUCUGAACUAUUUCAUUGGGCUUUUGCUGGUGCUGCUUUGCAGCACAUUUGCGAUGGCCUAUCCUCAGGGUCCUGGCUGUGGGCCACCACCCAGUGGAACUCCUCCUCCGGGACCUCGUCCAUCGGGUCCUCCGCCUGGCUGCAGACCUUCAACCACGGCUUCCUCCGGUUAAAUAGAUUCCGAUUUCGAUUGCCGUCUUACGAUUCCCGACUCCAAUCCGCAUCACAAGGCUUUCCUGGCUCGACAAAUGGCAAAAUCCUUUAGCUAAGUCUCCGUUUUUUUUUUUGUUCGUUCGAUUCAAUAAAAUAUUUGCGUACAACUA